AUGUCCGCUGAAUUCCUGCUGCAAUGUAUGCAGUAUGGGGUCAAUGUGGCACCACCCAAGACCUUUGUAUCGACACCACUCGGGACGGCCAAAAAAACGGGACAUUCGCCUGCAUCUCCAACUGCAGUAUAAGCCUGACCAGAAGUCCACCACCUGCCAACUUCAUCAAGCUGGGAUACUUUGAGGGUUGGGAUUCGCAGCGCCAUUGUUUGCAUAUGGACGCUACACAAAUCGACCCUUCACACACUCAUAUUCAUUUUACCGUCGGCGUAAUCCGCGAUGAUUUCAGCAUCGAUUAUGCAAGCAGAUUUUCCGGAUAUCAGUUUGAGCAGUUCAGAAAGCUCCGCGGAUCAAAACGCAAUAUGCCAUUUGGUGGUUGGGUCUUUUCGGUGGAAGUUGCACAAUAUCAAGUGCUUCAGAACGGCGUCAAAACGGCAGAAAACCGCCAGAAGCUCGCAGGGACCCUUAUUCAGUUCGUCGAGGACCAUGGCCUAGACGGCCUCAGCAUUGAUUGGGAGUCUCCCUCGGCACCCAACCUUGGCAUCGGCGUGCCAGCAGGCGAUAAAGAUGAGUCUCAAAAUUUAUCUUGUGCGGCAUGA
Messenger RNA from Pyricularia pennisetigena, 599 nucleotides. RefSeq lists its product as uncharacterized. NCBI's taxonomy places the organism in Eukaryota, Fungi, Ascomycota, Sordariomycetes, Magnaporthales, Pyriculariaceae. Bases 24 to 599 code for a protein of 191 amino acids. The transcript has a single exon. Gene Ontology annotation, biological process: carbohydrate metabolic process. The record is from RefSeq and is a predicted model, not a curated record.